AUACAUACAUACAUAUAACAUAUACUUAAUUAAAGCUCUUACUUUACUAGACAAUAGAGAGAAAGAAACAAAAAAAAAAUACCCCAAAACCCCAACUAAAAACAUUUUGUGUUAGCCCCGGUUUGGCGUCUUGGCCCUUGUUGGCGUUCCAGCUCGGUUAAGUUUGCGUGUCAGCCAUUGGCCUCCAUUCCAGCUAAUCUAUUGUGGCAGGCUACAAGACAUGUUAGCAGCUUGAUUAGAAUAGGGCGCACCACACAAGGCAACGCACCGGCAACGGCACCAGCACCAGCACCACCCAUCGUGACAUCGCCCGCUGGCGACUGGCACCGCCACAGAUGACAAUUCGAAGCAACAACCAACUCCCGUUCGACAGUUGCCAGCAACAUGUCGAGCCGUGCAAGCGGCAGCCACACGGUGUUCAGAUGCCUGCGCUACACCACCGGCGGCGGCUACUACCGGGGCAUGUGGCUGGAUGGCCAGCAUCAUGGCUACGGCGUCAAGGCCAGCGGGCGUGGCCUCAUCUAUGAGGGCCACUGGAUGCACGGUCAGCGACAUGGCCAUGGCACGCUGCGACGUCUGUUCCCGAACGGGCUCGCCCAACGCCUCUAUGUGGGUCAGUGGGCGGCGAAUGUGCGCUGCGGCGAGGGCAAGCAGUAUUAUGAGGACGGCUCUGUGUACUACGGCCAGUGGCUGGGCAACCAGCGAAGUGGGCGUGGCAUACUGUGGCAUGCAGACGGACGCAUCUAUGUGGGCGAGUGGCUUAAGGAUGUGAUGCACGGCCGUGGUGUGCUCUAUGCGGCCAAUGGGAAUCGCUAUGUGGGUGAAUUCGCUGACGGCUGCAAGUCCGGCAUUGGCGUCUAUCAUCACCAGAGCGGCGAGGGUCAGAGCGUGCAGCAGCACGGGCUUUGGAGCGAUAACGUAUGCAAAACUUCGCUGAUGCCACUGAAAAGACCCGAAUCGAACCCAGCCAAGUCUGACGAUCUUUGAG
Messenger RNA from Drosophila navojoa, 988 nucleotides. RefSeq lists its product as uncharacterized. NCBI's taxonomy places the organism in Eukaryota, Metazoa, Arthropoda, Insecta, Diptera, Drosophilidae. The record is from RefSeq and is a predicted model, not a curated record.